This is a messenger RNA of Sitodiplosis mosellana (orange wheat blossom midge), 507 nucleotides long. RefSeq lists its product as uncharacterized. The transcript has a single exon. Gene Ontology annotation, molecular function: cysteine-type deubiquitinase activity. Lineage: Eukaryota; Metazoa; Arthropoda; Insecta; Diptera; Cecidomyiidae. The coding region runs from base 1 to 507 and encodes 168 amino acids. The record is from RefSeq and is a predicted model, not a curated record. Gene Ontology annotation, biological process: protein deubiquitination.
AUGGUGAAUGUGAAAUCAUCCGGAUUGACCAAGUCGAUUGGAGUGGCUCAAAUUCCAAGCAAUGGAAAUUGUUUGUUUGCUGCAAUGGCUCAUCAACUCUUUUACAGCCAUUCAAGGGAUUUGGCCCAUCAAGCAGCCCGCUUAAGAGAAGAGGUUGUGCGCCAUAUAAAAGCCAAUUUUGAUCGUUACAAACAUUCUAUCGAAGGUAAAAUAUAUGAAGAGCAAGAGUCCGUACCAGGAGAGAAAUUAACAGAAGAGCAAGUGAAAACAAAAGCUAAAUCCUUUUUGGACGAAUCAUUAUCAAAAUCGGGAUACUACGGUGGAUACGAAUCAUUGAGUGCAAUUUCAGAGAUAUACAAUGUGAACAUUCUUCUGUUUCGUGAAAAUGAUGAUUUUAGAUUCGUAAAUGAAUUCAAUAAUGCAUAUGAGGGCAUUGCAUGUGUCGCUUAUCGUUCGAACGCUGAUGGACGCUACAAUCAUUAUGACAGCGUUGUUUCAAUAAUGUAA